GUAUAUCGGCACUUUCGGUUUCACUUCCUUGGUCUUCGCUGAUGUCGUCGGUUGUCUAUUUCAAGUUUAAGGCUAAUGUGAAAACUGACUCCAUACCUUUUGAUGGAUCUUCAAUUUCCGUAAAAGAUCUUAAGACUGCGAUACGCGCUAAGUGCUGCCUGUAUUCGUCAGAUUUUGACUUGAAACUUGAGGAUAGCAAUGGGAAAGCAUACGUCAAAGACGAGGAGCUUAUCCCAAAGUACACUAGCAUCGUAGUUCGCCGUGUACCGAAACUAAACUCUGAAUCGCAAAAGAAGAGGACGCCGACUGUUGAAGACUUACCUUGGCGUGAUGGUCAGAAAAAUGUCAAUUCCGCAGAUGCGCGUCUACAGAAACACGUUAACUUGGCAGAUUCAGAUUUGCCGGAGGAGGAGAAAAUCAAGAUUAUGAUGGAGCGGUCGUCAGAAGUAUACUCAGAAAAGAAUUUCGCUGUGAAAGCCAAACCAUACGGUAUUCCUCCUGCCUCCUAUAUCUGCCAUAAAUGUGGCCUUCCUGGGCAUUGGAUACACAAUUGUCCUGGUGUUCGGGACACCACUGGCAAAAUGAUAGAUGUAAAAACUGUCAAACGCCCAACGGGUAUUCCACAAGAUUUCUUGUUGGAAGUUGAGGCCGGUACUCCUGGUGCGUAUCUGGGGAAAUCCGGAAAAUACAUGGUCCCAAUUAAGGAUGCCGAAGCGUAUGCUCAAGGAAAAAAAGACAAGCGACCUUUUUCCUUGGAAGAGAAUCCUCCAUAUGUGCCUUCCGAACGAACUCCUCCCAAACAGUUCAUCUGCCCUUUGUGCAAUGAGAUGUUCCGAGAUGCCGUUUUGGUAUCCUGCUGUGGCACGACUUACUGCAACGAAUGCAUUAUGGGUCAUGUUUUCGACUCUCAAGUCCUUGGUUCUCACAAGUGCCCCAAUUGCGGGGCAGUCCUUUCCGAUCACGAAUCAAGCGUCUUUGAAAAUGCUCUUGUUCGCAGCAUGAUAAGGGACUGGUUAGCCAACGAAACCGGGUUACCCGGCCCCGACUCCAAUAACGCACAGCAGGACAUUUUCGGAGUUGACGAUUCACAAAAGGUUUUCGUCAAUAAUCGGCGUGUUUUAAAACCAAAACAGGCCUUUGUUACUCCAUCCAGUCCUCAAAUAAAGUCUGCAGAACAAGAACCUGAACCUCAACCCAAGGUCGAAUCGGCUCCAGCAAUCGUACAAGAAUCGGCACGGGACACGAAAGUUUCAUCCCAAAUCCCUACUUCCGCUGACUCUGUGCCUCUUUCCUCCUGUGGUUCUCUUGACUCCAAAGAUGUUGUGGAUGUUAACGUUAAACACACUCCUAUUGUAACGUGCAAUACAAGUACUGCUGUGGCUGCAAGUGCGCCUUGUACCACGUUGGUGGGAUCUGGCAGACAGCCUCUGCUAGCUUCCGCUUCUUGUCUUCCCAGUUCCCAGUUUCCAUGCCUAAGUUAUUCUGGCCCCAACCCUGUGAUACCGACUAUCCUUCCAAAUAUUAAUGGUGGCAGUAACUCUCUCCUUAACGCGUUGUAUAAUAUGCGUGUAGAAAAUUUGCAGGCCUCAGUGGCUGCUCCUCAAGUCGUUCUCCCUGUGCCCUUCCAAGGGCAUUUGGUUGGUGGCCCCGAGUGGAGUGCUGGUACGGCCUUGGCCGUUUCUCUCCCUCAGGCCACGGGUUUAGUUGAUCCAUUGUUCCAACUUAAUAGUGAUCAAGGCACCUACGGCUUAGUUCCUGAGCAAGCGUUACCCAGCACGCUCCCAUCGGCUCUAUCUGCAUCGAUCCCGAAUGUAGCUGGACACAAAGUGCUUUCCAAGGAAGAAUUCUAUCGCCUGAAAAUGGAAAUGCUACACUCGGCUCAUAGAAGGCACCGACAUCGGUCUCGGUCUCGUAGUCCGCUCCGUUCCCAUCGCCGAAGCUUACGCAUUGAGCAAGAGCCUCAUUUUCGUCGUCAUGAAGAGUCUAGCUGGAGGCAUCGUUAUCAUCGCCGCUCUCCGGAUGAUUAUGAACCGGGCUACCCUCAACGUCGUCGAUAUGAACCUGAUGAUCACUACGAUGCUAGGCAUAAUCGCAGUCGUGCCUUGCACUAUCGAUAUCGUUCAGACGAGCAUGAUAGUGUAGAUAUUGACUUUGAAAGACAAUCAGCUCAAGAGCGACGUUACGUCCGAGAUCGAAACAUUAAACCAACCGAAGACCUUCGAACGGUGAAGCUCAAAGAUCGGUCGUUACAGCGCGGUUCUCGGUCAGCAUCUGUUUCGCCGGAUCGCCGGAGGUCUCGUGAACACAUAAAUUGCUAUCGGGAACCUCAUGCAGAACGCUUCCCUCAAGUUGAACAUGAAAGAACAAGUGUUAGUCCGUUGGUCUCAGUCGUGCCUCAGUACGACAUCUCGGAACCCGAAUCGAUAGAAUCAAAAGAUGAACUGAAGCAACGCGCUGCUUCCACUGAGCCUCAAGAACAUCACUUAUUUAGAAAUCGGGAUUCCCCGCACUCAGUCAAUAAAGUCUCUCCAGAGGCUGCAUCAUCUGGGUGGACGAAAGCUGAUUCGAAGGACUUAGAUUCCUACAUCAACGAAUCUCCACCAGAUGAUAACCAAAGGGUUAACGAUGUCGUCACUACUGGGAAAAAGGAGAAAAAACACAAAAAACAUAAACACAGGCAUUCGGAAAAAAGAAAGGCGAAGAAGAUUCGCCGUAUAUUGAGCAAUCUUGACGAAAACUCACACGAGUGGAUAGCCAAUCAGAUUCGAUCUGGCCUGGACUAUGAAGAGGCUGUUUCAAAGCUAGUUAGCAUCCUGCGCAAGAAGGAUAAAAAACGCAAGAAACACAAGAAGGAAGCCAGAGAAGCAAAGAAGCGAAAGAGAGAACAAGCGGCUACUUUAAUUCCCAACAGUCCUCUUCGGCUUUAGCCCAACUUUUACAUGUACAUUUAUUGUAUAUAGCUCUUGUGUAAUGUAAAUAUGGCUUCCCGAUGCCUGCUACUUUUUAUUAAUAAUUGCGGCUUCAUGUGGUUCUAAUCUCCCGCACCACUCCAGUCAUGUGUUUUGGUCAAGGUUUAAUCUGGUGAUUGCUUACAGUCGGUUGUCCAAUUGAUCUGCUUCGAAUACACGAUUCACCUUUUCUUUGGAUCUUUUUUCUCCACAAUGGCUCUAAGCUGUGCUAUCUGCUCCACAUUUUUAUCGAGUAUAUUAUUGGGGGGGGGUCCUUCCC
Messenger RNA from Dicrocoelium dendriticum, 3228 nucleotides. The record is from the annotation of a GenBank genome assembly. NCBI's taxonomy places the organism in Eukaryota, Metazoa, Platyhelminthes, Trematoda, Plagiorchiida, Dicrocoeliidae.